This is a messenger RNA of Recurvomyces mirabilis, 2475 nucleotides long. RefSeq lists its product as uncharacterized. The transcript has 7 exons. Gene Ontology annotation, molecular function: ATP hydrolysis activity; ATP binding. NCBI's taxonomy places the organism in Eukaryota, Fungi, Ascomycota, Dothideomycetes, Mycosphaerellales, Teratosphaeriaceae. Bases 1 to 2475 code for a protein of 824 amino acids. The record is from RefSeq and is a predicted model, not a curated record.
AUGGCAGGCGACGAUGAGAAGAAAUUAGAGGACGACAGAAGGUCGGAUGGUGAAGGUCGGGGGGAUCGUGACAGGAAGCCCAAUGGCGAGAGAAAACAUGAGUCUGCGAAAAAGGUUGAUGGGCUGGUCACCCUAGAACAGAAGAUUGCGCAAUUCGAGAAUAAGAUCGCUAUGCUGGAGUCCAGAUUGUCAGCCCAGGAGAGCAACGGAAAGAGGGCGGAGUCCAAGUCUGCACGAGACCGCAAUACGAAAGCAGACGAGCCAGGAUCACGAGCUAACAGUCCAGCACCCUCAAGCCCGGAUGCUUCUGCCCCAAAACCUCGUAUCCGUGUUGUUGUGUCCAAACAGGACAUAGAUGGCGAGAGAGUCGACACGGAUGAGAACUCGUCAAGUGAAGCUCCACCCAUGAAGGAACAUGAUAACGUGGCUACACUGUGGAAGUACGUAUGGAGAAGCAGUGGCACUUUAGAAGUAUUCGACCUCAACCUUUGUGCUUUGCUAAAGAAGCUGCUCGCACACUAUCCUCCUUUCAACCACUUCCUCGGCAAUAGAGUCGAGAUAGACUCGCCAUACGAGCCAUUGAUCUUUAAUUGGGACGCAAUUGUGGCCGAGUCAGAGCUACAGACCGGAGAUGAUGGAGUCCUACGAGCACGUCUAGAUCUGCGAGAUCUUAUUGUGGCCAUCAGGAAAGGCUCUGGCGACCCGAAGCUCGACGAGUUUUUUCGCUCUCGCGACGACCUCCGGCGAGAGAAUGCUAUCUCGUUUGAUACACUCUGGACGAUCUUCCCGCCGGGUACGCUAGUGUUUGGUCAAGUUUUCCUGGACGAGCCGCAGCUUUUCAUGGUGGAAGACCAAUACGAAACCUGGCCAAGAGACAACGAAUUUAGUCGACGCUCGGGCACUCCAACGAUAUGGGAGCUGGAUUGCUUCAUGUACGACUACACAGGUAAUAGUUUCCAACGACAAAGUGUAAAGCUUCCUUUCAGGGAGUUCACGGGCGCUACGCCAAUACUGCAACUGCCAUAUCGCCCAAUAGAGGCGCUUGGAGACAAGGAGCGCGAGGAACUCAUGGCCAAGCUCUUGAAACGUGGUCGGGGUUUCAGAGACUUUUGCGUUGCGAGGAACGAUACUCGUAUGUAUAACUAUGCCGGAAAGGCUAUGAUCGAUCAUCGUGGUUACCGACGACAAGCCGCCUCUUAUGAUGCAGAUGAUAGCGACAGUGAUGACGACCGUCGUCGUAGAAGGCGCGGCAGAGCCUCGGUCGUUCAAAGGCAAGAGACUCUGUCAAUAUCAUCGACGAACGUCAUGGUCGACUAUCUUUCGUACUUCCAACAUGGACCCAACGUACGCCAACGAUGGUCUGUCUCGAAACUUGGUGAGACCUCGGUUUCUGAUGAUGUCUGGAACUGUAUGUGUACGGACUGCCAGGACAACGAGGGUCGCAAUCGUCUCAAACCUCAAUAUGACGGCAUGAACGGUGUCGACGACCGUGAUCUUUGGGAGGAUCUACAGUUCCAACUUUGUGCCCCUCGAGUACUAGGCUACAUCUUGAAGGAUAAAGCCUGGGCUCAAUUUGCAGUCAGCAAGCUUGCUUAUAUGAGCCAGGAGGACGAGAGGACGGUCAUGUCAAAACUUGUUCUAGAUGGUGACGAUGGAGGCCAAAGCCAGAAAGACUUAUUGUUGAACCUGGUCAAGCACCAUGGCAUGAAAGAUAGCUCAAAAUACUCUCUGGAAGACAUCGUGGUGGACAAAGGCAAGGGGCUUGUGUUUCUGCUGUACGGUGCUCCAGGCGUGGGUAAAACUUCGACAGCACAAAUGGUGGCUCGCGCGGCAAGGAAGCCAUUGCUAUCGAUAUCAGUUGCUGAUGUGGGCGUGGAUGCCGCUGCAGUCGAGAGAAAUCUCCAGGCACUGUUCGACCUCGCAACGAGCUGGAGCGCCAUCCUUCUAAUUGACGAAGCAGAUGUCUUCUUGCAAAGCAGGAGCAAGGGUCAGUACGGUCCAUCUGCCGAAGGAAGUGCUCUAGUGUCAGUCUUCCUCCGCGUGCUGGAAUACUAUCGCGGCAUCUUGUUUCUGACGACCAAUCAAAUCGCUCAGUUCGAUGUUGCCGUGCAGUCACGGGUACACAUUGCCUUCAAAUACAAUGGCCUCAACAAGCGCCAGACGGUGAAGAUCUUUAUGGAUUUCCUCGAACAGCUUGAUGAUCGCGGUCUGGUAUCUGAUCCUGAUGACAUUGCGGAUUGGGUCAAAGAGGACUUUUACAAGCUCAAGUUUGAUGGCCGUCAAAUCCGGAACAUCAUUAGCAGUGCCAUGGGCUUUGCCAGAGGACAGCAGCAUACGAAACCGACUACGAAGCUGACGAAGAAACAUUUGAAGGCGAUCGUGGAGAAUGUACAGGAGUUUCACGACGAUUUAGCCGGUCAGAUGCAAAGAUGGCAAGACGCGCAAGCGAUGGCAGGAAUCGGCGUCAUGAAGUAG